Myripristis murdjan (pinecone soldierfish) is the source of this 4713-nucleotide messenger RNA. RefSeq names its product Sin3A-associated protein a (gene sap130a). Gene Ontology annotation, biological process: negative regulation of transcription by RNA polymerase II. Gene Ontology annotation, cellular component: Sin3-type complex. The transcript has 21 exons. The record is from RefSeq and is a predicted model, not a curated record. The coding region runs from base 134 to 3334 and encodes 1066 amino acids. NCBI's taxonomy places the organism in Eukaryota, Metazoa, Chordata, Actinopteri, Holocentriformes, Holocentridae.
CAGGGAGGUCUGUUCCUUCCUGAGCGUUCUUCCGGCUUACAUGUUGUUGGGAGAAAGAAAAGACGAAUGGGAAAAUUGCAAUAAAUAGCGACAAUUGCUCAGUAACUCUGCGAUACGGUGACAAACUGUUAAAAUGAGUUCCCAGCAAUUCUCAAGACAUGGGCUGCCUGCUCCCACUGGAGGAGCAGCCCAGAUCCCUGCUGGCGGAAACCUGGUUCCUGUGAAUCAGCCAUCAAAUCAGCAAGCUGGUGCAGAUUUGGAUAACAGUCGUGAUGCUGACCAUGGGCCGCAGGAUCAUCCUCCCAGUGGGGGUGGAGGAACCUUAGCUUUCAGAGAUGACAAGCAAGAGACCGUGGUGGUCAGACCUUACCCACAGGUCCAGACACACGGCCAGCCUCAAGCCUCGCCCCAGACAGUGCCCAUCCAGCCUGGUACGCCUGUGACUGUGCCUGCCCCCUCUGUACAUCUCCCUCAGGGCCAGCCUGCAGCCCUCACUGAGGGCCAAAUGAAGGCUGUGUUGAAGUCACCUAUGCCAAGUCGUCUCAUUGCCCCAGCACCAGCUUCCAACCAGGGUCAUAUUCCCAUACCCCCAAAGGUGCCUGGUCACAUUACUGUCACUUUAGAGAGCAGUAUUGCUCCAACCCCGUCCAUUCCUGUGGCAACCAUUAGCGGUCAGCAGGGUCACUCCAGCAACCUACACCACCUAAUGCCAGCUAACAUCCAGAUCAUUAGGAGCAGUCCCCCUGCAUUGCAGAUUGGGACUCCUGCGGUCCCUCCUCAGACAUUCACCUCCCAUUUACCUCGGGGGGCUGCUGCUGCAGCUGUAAUGUCGAGCUCCAAAACUGUCCUGCGGCCAGCGUCUGGAGCCAGUGCCGGUCCCGGCCAGCCCACAGUGCAGCAUAUCAUCCACCAGACUAUUCAGUCUCGCCCUGCAGUGACCACCUCUACAGCCGUGCUCCCGACCGUUGUGGCUCCUAUCUCAGCAACUAGAACUCAGUCUCCAGUUAUCAGCCCGACAGUCACACACUCUGCAGACAUGGUGCAUGGGCGCCCUGGACUGACUAUUCACCCUCCUCCAGCCACCAUCAGUAUUCAGAGGCCUCAGACGUCCCGGGACACCGCCACACGUAUAACACUGCCCUCACACCCUGCAAUUGGAGCUCCAAAGCCCCAGCCUCCACACACCAUGACACAGAAAUCUAUCUUCAGUACCGUGACACCAGUAGCUGCAGCAACUGUGGCACCAAUAGUUGCCACUAACACUGUGCCAUCAACCACCACAAUAGGCACUGUGCCACAUACCCAAAUGACCAGUAGUACUAUUGUUACCAUGACAAUGGCCUCACACUCCUCUCAUGCUACAGCAGUGACCACCUCUGCCAUCCCUGUCGCUAAAGUGGUCCCUCAGCCCAUCGCCCACACUUCUCCCCGUGUACAGCCUGACUACCCAGGAGAGAGGGCGAACCUCAUCCCCAUCUCAGGCCACCGCUCAUCUCCCAACCCAGUCACCAUGGAAGCAAGAAGUGACAACAGGCCAUCUGUGCCAGUGCAGUUCCAGUAUUUCCUGCCCACCUACUCCUCAUCUCCAUACCCUCUGACACACACUUACACCCCAAUCACAAGUUCUGUCUCCACCAUCCGCCAGUAUCCUGUUACUCCUCAAGCUCCAAGUUCUGCAUUGCCCACCCAAGCUGGAGUAGGAGUGGCCACCACUGUCCACCUAAACCCCAUGCAGCUGAUGGCAGUGGACCGGAUUGGUCUGCAGUCUGCACAAAUCAGUACCCAAGGGAUCCAGCCAGCACCAAUUGCUGCGCAGGGGAUUCAGCCUGCACCGAUAGGAGUGCAGGGUUUGCACACUUCUGCGUCGAUCACCACUCAAGGAAUCCAGCAGGCACCAAUAGUCACUCAGCAGCAGCAGCAACAGCAGCAGCCACAGUCUGAAGCGAAACCUGGAGUUGUUUUGGCUGACGGCUUUGUAGCUAGCCCCAUCAGCAGCACAUUCAGCAGCACCCAGCCAGUAGCUACCAUGGUGCAGGCACAUGCCCAGGGAGGAGUAGGAGGAGCUCCCACCCUGGUGUCCUCCCCGAGACCCAGCAUCCUCCGCAAGAAGCCUACCAAUGAAGGUUGUGUUCGUAAGAACCUGAUCCCGGCCCAGCCCAGCGAGGCCAACAGUGGCAGGAUCGAGAGUGGAAUGAGAGGAGCAGGAUCUCCCAGACCUGCAGGUGUGAAGCCCAAAGCUGAGGUGCACAUGGCCAUGGCACCUCCCGUCAUGGCUACAGUAGAAGCAUUGCCCUCUCAGGGUGGGGAGCAGCAGGCUGUGUCCUCCAAUGCUCAGCACCUCGCCCAAGCCAUUCCUACUAUGUUGGCCCCCCCUGGGCCUGUGCCCCCCUCCCAGCCAUCCACCGUGCUCUCUGCCUUGCCAGCAGCCAUGGCUGUCACCCCCCCUGUUCCUGCCUCAAUGGCCAACACAGUGUCCUCUCCCACUCAGCCUGCUGCCAGCAGCACCGCAGCAUGUGCUGCCAGCUCCGCUUGUCCUGAUGUGAAGAUCAAGCAGGAGGUGGAGCCCAUGGACACUUCACAGCCAGAUGCCAAUGUGAACUUGUCGUCAGCACCAGCCCUCACCACCCAGGCCUCCUCCCUUAACACUCCUGCUACUGGAGAUCUGAUCCCUGGGGCUUCCCCCAGGAAGAAGCCCCGCAAGCAGCAGCAUGUUAUUUCCACAGAGGAGAGUGAGAUGGUGGAAACCAAUAGCACAGACGAGGAGAGGGCCACCGGCAGGCCCCUCACUGGCCGGGCUGAGAGGCGCGAAUCUCCUCCAAGGGAAUAUGUCGACGAGGAAGGAGUGCGUUACGUACCAGUGAGGCCACGGCCACCUGUUACCCUUUUGCGUCACUACCGUAACCCAUGGAAAGCUGCCUACCAUCACUUCCAGAGAUACAGCGACAUUCGGGUCAAAGAGGAGAAGAAGGGCUCCUUACAGGAUAUGGCCAAUCAGAGAGGAGUGGCAUGCAGAGCACAAGGCUGGAAAAUUCACCUGUGUGCUGCACAGCUCAGGCAGCUGUCAAGUUUGGAGAAUGAUGUGUACAGCCGCCUCUCCACCCUUCAAGAAGACCUGAUUCCAAAGAAGAGAGCGGGAGCUGAUGACGACCUUCACCGAAUUAAUGAGCUUAUACAGGGUAACAUGCAGCGCUGUAAGUUGGUGAUGGACCAGGUGACUGAGGCCAGAGACACCAUGAUGAAAGUGCUUGACCACAAAGACAAGGUACUGAAGCUACUCAACAAGAAUGGUGCUGUCAAGAAGUCCUCCAAACUGAAGCGCAAAGAACGGGCAUAAGUGGGUGCUACUCCUCUGUCGACGCCACCGCUGUCCCCUCUGAACGGGUUAAGGAGCUGCUCAGAAUCUGGUGCUAUGAUUUGCUGCGCACAAUCGCACGCACCCUCCCCAUCUGCCUGAGAGUGGACGGAGAGAAGUGACAGGAGGGGUUCAAAACCUGAAAAGCAGAAAAUCCCAUCAAGAGAAGGUUCUCAUUCAAGACAGUGCCGAGUGUGGAAGAUCUUAGGUUGCAUUAGAUCGGCCAACUGGCUGGCUCCCUCAGUUUUUUUUCUCCCCUCCCUUGUCUUUUGUUCUAUUUUUGAAGGCCCAAGAGACCAUUUUAGUCAUUUUUUGUUUCACCUCUUCAUUUUGUUUCCCAAGAGAAAGUGUUCCAAAUAUCACAUAGUGUCACUUCUGUGGUAUUUGGCACUCUCUCCCAUAUAAUGCAGGAGCAGUAAAUCUCAGAUCCCGUUUGCCCUGUCAGUGAUAAAGUGUUCAAACUAAGCUGAAAGACUUGAGCAAUUACUCUGUGGGUUAAAUCAAAAUUGUAUCAGAGGAAUCCUUUAGUAAACGGUGUGUAUACAGACUAAUCUUGAUCUCGCCCUUGUGCUCUUUUCAUCAAUCUGUGCCUUCAUUUUCUUGGUGUACCUGAGAUGGACCGGGACGUGUGAAAGCUCUCCAAACACUAUGGAAAUCUUAAAAUAGAAUUUAUCAUUAAAAAUAGGGUCAGAGGUCAAUUUCACUUCUUCUCCAUUUUCUCAGAGGACCCUGCAUUAUUUUAAUUUUUUGUUAAGGUGAGAUUUGAUUAUCUAGUAUCACAAAAUGUAUUAGCUAUCGGCCACAAGUUUAGGUUUGAUAUGUUCUACUCAGUCUAAACGUUUCAUGGAAGACCGUAGUGGAUUGAGGAAAAAGUAUUACUAUUAGAAAACUUAAAAGUGGCACGUUGAAUUGAUGAAUAUACAAAGAAAAAAUGCUCUUAAAGGAUAAAUUGUGUCCUUAGAUGUUUAUUUGAUGAUGAAAACACACUGAGUAUGCAUAAUGCUGGGUUACCUUUACAUGUAAAACUGCUGUCCAUCUGAGUGCGUGGAUAUCAUGCAGUGAUUACAAUGUACAUUUGGUUUCAAAAGGUACCGUGCUUGAAAGAAAAGAGUAUCUCUGUGUAAUUAGAGUGGUGGAAUGCAUUUAUGUAAAUCACUGUAAAUGUGCUUUUUGGUUUUCCAUUGACCUGGUUCUUUUCAAGUUUUGUACUCUAUGAAACAUUUUGUGCUGUGUGAUGUGGCGCUUCAUUCACAGAGUGUAACGAUAAUAACGUUAUGAGAUGAAGUCAGCCUGAAACAUCCAGGUAUUGUACAUUGUUUUUGUCUGUGUAAUUAUAGUAAAGUUACUUCAACAAUACAAGA